AUCUACUUCCUUUCAACCUUUCAAAGCACCAGAGGACACAAACCCCCACCCCGCCCCAGCCACAAAAUACAGGCCUCAUUCCCCUCUUGGUCACCCUGCCAAUCAUGAAGACGGCCCUGUGGACUCUGCUGCUAUUCUGCCUGUGUGUCCCGGGACGCAGUGACUGCCAGAACGACUGCCUCUCCUGCAGCCAGCAGCUGCACAAAGACCAGGCCUUCAGCAUGCUGGUCUGUCUGGUGGAGUGCGAGGGCAACGCUGCCCCGACCCCUACCUGGGAGCUGUGCCGCCAGGCAGCUGAGCAGGUGCAGUUAACCUCCUUUCCACUAGGGGGCACCAUGCUGAAAAGAGAAGAGGAGGCGGUGGCUGCCAUGCUGCCCGCCGACCAGGGAAACAGAGGGCUCUUGUACUCUGGGGCCCUGCAGCAAUUCGACAACGUGGCACGGGCGCUGGGCAUCGACGAGCUGGGCAGGGACAGCCGGACGGCUCAGCUCAGCGCCGCCUACCGCUCCCGGCAGGGCGGGUCCGAGGAGGAAGAGGAGGAGGGCGAGGAGGAAGAGGGGAACAGCGUGAUGGACGGGCAGGAGAACGGGGCAGCCCUCAACCUGACCAAGCGCUUCGGCGGCUUCCUGAAGGGCAAGUACGGAUACAGGAAGCUGAUGGACCCCGGCCGGUCCUUGCAGAAGCGCUACGGCGGGUUCAUAGGCGUCCGCAAGUCCGCCCGAAAGUGGAACAACCAGAAGCGCUUCAGCGAGUUCCUCAAGCAGUACCUGGGCAUGACGGCCCGCGCCAGCGAGUUCAACAGCGUCUCGGCAGACAUCACGCGGCAGAACGAGGUGUAGCGCCCCCCGCCAACCCCCCCGGCGCGUUUGCCGCCAUAGCAACAACAGCUUACAACCAUGACAUGAAACAUAGAACACAAAGCGUGUUGCAAUCGUUUUUUUUUUGUAAAUGCCCACAUCUUUCAUGAAGUAAUGUGGUCGCCUCACAUACUUUAAAAAAAAAAAAGCAAAGAAAAGAAAGAACUCAAAGGAUUGUACAUAAACCAUGUAGAAAAGGGCCCUGCAGAAAUGGGGGAAAUCAUGACAGAUUUAUCAUAUCUGUUAUGGGGGCAUUUUAUGAAUAAUUAACAGCUGGAACAUAAAAUCAAACACUUCAAUUAAUUCUAGACACUUUCAUAUACAUUUAACAUCCUAUUAUGGGUCAACAAAAUGCAGGGUAGUAAAAGUCAGUAGUAUCACGUGGUCUUCAUCCUUACAUGUUAAAUCCAUCCGUGACAAAGAGUUCACCAAAAAGCACUUUAUAUGUUCAAGUCGUUUUAAAAUAUAAUAUAAUAUAGCUAGUUACAAUGAACAUUGGCUGGGGUGUUAAAAUUCCCAUACUUGAUUGCUGGGCUAAGUGGGAGGACACUCAUCCCUUUGACGACACUGCCCUCUAGUGGUCAUUCAGAAACAGUUUUACCGCUCCGAAACUUGUCGCCUCAAAAGUGUCAUCAAAUCCACCGGAAUAUGUAUGUAUUUUUUUUUUUUAAUGACGAGCUUUCGAUCAAAUCUUGAA
This is a messenger RNA of Megalops cyprinoides (Indo-Pacific tarpon), 1554 nucleotides long. RefSeq names its product prepronociceptin a (gene pnoca). NCBI's taxonomy places the organism in Eukaryota, Metazoa, Chordata, Actinopteri, Elopiformes, Megalopidae. The transcript is spliced from 3 exons. Gene Ontology annotation, molecular function: opioid receptor binding. Gene Ontology annotation, cellular component: axon terminus; dendrite; plasma membrane. The record is from RefSeq and is a predicted model, not a curated record. Gene Ontology annotation, biological process: chemical synaptic transmission; neuropeptide signaling pathway; sensory perception. Bases 105 to 839 code for a protein of 244 amino acids.